GACCCGAGUGGUUCAUCGUGAAAAAAUAAAAAAAGAAAGAGAAAAACCAUAGACAUCUGGGGUCAUUGCAUUGCAUUCCGCGCAGGGAGAGUGUUGACAUAACGGGAAUUGGAUUGUGUCCGUGUAAGAAACAAAAACACCAUUUCAGAUUAUGAAACGAGGAAUUUAGGUAGAUUUUCCACAACAGAGAGACACUCUCUUCUCUCUCUACCCUCAAAUUUCAAAGACAGAGAAAAAGCGUAUUCGCAUAUCAGAGAUCACAAUUUUAUUUAAUUUUUUAUAAAUUUUGGGAGAAUGGAGGAGGCAAAGGCAUUGCACCAGCAACAGCAACAGCAGCAGCAGCAGCAGCAACAGCAACAACAGCAACUUCUGUUACAGCAACGGCAACAACAACAUUUUCUGCUCUUACAGCAGUUGCAGAAGCAGCAACAUCAACAACAGCAAGCUGCUGCCAUUUCUCGUUUCCCUUCCAACAUUGAUGCUCACUUGCGUCCUAUCAGACCCCUCAAUCUCCAACAAAACCCUAACCCUAACCCUAGCUCUGCCUCCAACACUAACCCUAAUCCCCUCCUCAAUUUGCAUCAGAACCCUAAUUCCAACCAUCUACCGCAGCAGCAGCAGCAGCAGCAGCCCCAACAAACGCAGCAGCAACCGCAGCAGCAGCAGCAGCAGCAGAAGAUUAUUCGACCCGGGAACCAGAUGGAGCUCCAAAUGGCAUACCAAGAUGCAUGGCGGGUCUGUCAUCCGGAUUUCAAGCGUCCUUUCUCUUCUCUUGAGGAUGCUUGCGAGAGAUUAUUGCCAUAUCAUGUUGUGGCAGACUAUGAAGAAGAAGAGGAUGAUAGGAUACUUGAUUCGGACACCACUGGCCAGAUGCUUUCACGGUCUCAGCAGUGGGAUAAUAAUAUUGCUGCAAAAAUUGCUGAGUUCACUGCAACUUUUGAGAAACAAGCACUUGCCUUCAACAUAAUAACCCAAAAGAGAGGUUUGGGGGAAUUCCGGUCAGAGGAGAGAUUGAUGAUUGAGCAGGCACUUCUCCAAGAGGAAAAACGAGCUAUGUUGGAAUUAAGAGCAGAAUUAGAGUCCAGGGAGAAGGCCGGUCGUGAAGCCCAUGAGGCUAAACUACGGAUGGCAGCAAUGCUUCAUGCUGAGCAGGCUCGGGCUGAUUCACAGUCUCAUGCUGAAAUGAUGUCUAGAGCCCCUAUAAGGGGUAGUGCACUGGGGCCCCAAGGCAAUGACAUUGUGAUUGGCCAUGACAUGGGAGAGCAGGAUCAGGGAGGUAACCCAGGUGAGAUGAUGAAUGGAUGGGGAAAUAAUACACAGAGAGAUGAGAAGGAGCCAUCUGAUGAUUUCUUGAAUGAUGAAGCCGAAAAUGGAGACACUGGUACCCAGGAUGGCUGGCGUGAAGUUGGGGAGUUCGAUUUAAAUGCUAGGUGAUUCUCGACACUGAUUAAAUAAAACCUUUUGGGAGAGUUCAAAUUAUGUGUAAGGAAUCAAUAUCCAUUUUAAAAAUCUUUAUCCUGGGUAAUUGGGUACCGUCGACCUCUUCAAGUUAGUAUCUUAAGAUUACUUUCUCGAUCAAAAUCUAUUUCACAUGGGCGGAAGGAAAAACUAAUGUUAUUUGAUAAAUAUUUUAUGCUCUUAGACUAGUGUAGUGCACAUGGUUGGAUCAUUAGGUCCAAACAGUGUUAUAUAAGCAUACAAAUUCAGUCAAAUGUAUAUCUUUAGUUGUCUGGGAGACUCUGGUUUCAUCGAUUUGGCAUCUGAUUUUUCAGGUCCCCGUCAAAUUUUAACUGUCAUUAUAAAAAAAUCAAACUGUAUUUU
Molecule: messenger RNA, 1821 nt
Organism: Abrus precatorius (Indian licorice)
Lineage: Eukaryota; Viridiplantae; Streptophyta; Magnoliopsida; Fabales; Fabaceae
Product: probable basic-leucine zipper transcription factor R
Exons: 2
Coding region: 295-1434 (379 amino acids)
Biological process (GO): positive regulation of DNA-templated transcription
Cellular component (GO): SWI/SNF complex
Source: RefSeq, a predicted model, not a curated record